This is a messenger RNA of Macrosiphum euphorbiae (potato aphid), 822 nucleotides long. Lineage: Eukaryota; Metazoa; Arthropoda; Insecta; Hemiptera; Aphididae. The record is from the annotation of a GenBank genome assembly.
AUGGAAUUUGAAGAAUAUUAUUACGUGAAGAAUGGCCAAGGAAGGCAUAAUAAUGGUGUAACGUACUACAAAUGUAAAUUUGCAAAAAAGUUUUUUUGUACUGCAACUUUGAAGGAACUUCCUAGUGGACAAAAGAUUACAAAUCGAACUCAUAACCACGACGUGGAUUUAAAUGUGAUUCGUAUGGCACAAUUUAAAAAGCGUUUUGAAAUGAGAUCUGCUACGGAUUUGAUUCCACUGACUCAAAUUUAUGACGAGGAAGCACGCAAUUUUCCAGAAUCAGCCUCAAAUUACACUAAACAUUCGGCUGAGAGUUUUAUGAGAAGGGCAAGGACAUUGUCACUUCCAAUGAUUCCCGAGACCUUAAGUGAUUUGGCCAAUCAGUUUAUAGCCGGAAAUUUAAACAGAUAUAGUGUUGAUGGCGAAGAUACAAAUGGCAAACAUUCUAUAGUAUUUGCAUCACAGUCUCUGAUAACUAAUGCUCUUACUAUGUGUAAGCGAGAAUUACAUGCUGAUGCCACUUUUAGAAUAGUUCCUUCAAAGCCUAAAUGUUACCAACUUUUGACAUUACUCGGUAUAAUAGAAAAUCAUAGUAUACCACUAGUUUAUGCUUUGAUGGAAUCCAAGAAGAAAUGUAGUUACCAAGCUGUGUUAAGUUACAUUAAAACUCAACUUCUACCACACUUUAACCCCCGUAAAAUACUAACUGAUUUUGAAACUGGAUUGAGUAAAACAUUGCAAGACAACUUUCCUUCUGCGAGACGGAUUGGUUGCUGGUUUCAUCACAACCAAGCAGUGUGGAAGAAGAUGAAAAGUAUUUAA